This is a messenger RNA of Portunus trituberculatus (swimming crab), 1445 nucleotides long. RefSeq lists its product as uncharacterized. Gene Ontology annotation, cellular component: membrane. Gene Ontology annotation, molecular function: oxidoreductase activity, acting on the CH-CH group of donors. The record is from RefSeq and is a predicted model, not a curated record. The transcript has 7 exons. Bases 1 to 897 code for a protein of 298 amino acids. Gene Ontology annotation, biological process: lipid metabolic process. Lineage: Eukaryota; Metazoa; Arthropoda; Malacostraca; Decapoda; Portunidae.
AUGACCAGCUGCCCCUCCCCUCUCCACCUCGGUCGGCAGUCACAUGAUAAGUUUAAUAUAAGCUUUCAGUAUGGCAUCAUCCGUGGUGGGGGGGCUGUGGCGUUGGGUGGUGGGGGCCGUCGGAGGGGCUGCAGGGGGCGCCUCCCCCUCCUGGCAGCUGUGGACUUCUCCCUCCAGUGGGUCCUCUGUGGCGCUGCUGUGGUGCUCAGGACGGAGAAAUUCUAUGACUUGGCUGGUUCGGCAACGUUCAUCCUGCUUGCAUAUCUGAACUACAAGUGGAACAGUAGUGGUGGUCCCAGACAGACUAUACAGACAGGAUGUGUGUGUGUGUGGGCUCUCAGACUGGGCCUCUUCCUCUUCACCCGGGUAGUGAAGAGCGGAGGAGACAGAAGGUUUAAGGAGGCAUUGCAGAAACCUUCUCUCAUGUUCACCUUCUGGACUAUGCAAGGAGCAUGGGUGUUUUUGACGCUACUACCAACACUCCUAGGGGUCCGCGCCCCCCGCCAGCCCCCCAUAGGCCCCCGGGACUACCUGGGGUGGGGUCUCUGGGGGCUGGGGUUCUUAAUUGAGGUGGUUGCCGACUUUCAGAAGACUGUUUUUCGAAAUAAUACCAAUAAUAAGGACAAAUUUAUCUCCUCUGGUCUGUGGUCUCUCUCUCGCCAUCCGAACUAUUUUGGCGAGAUUUUACUUUGGUUUGGCCUUUACACCAGUUCGUCUGUCUGUCUGUCCGGCUGGGAGCACUUAGCAGUGUUGUGCCCUCUGCUAGACUACCUGUUAAUCACGCGUGUGUCAGGCAUACCUAUCCUGGAGAGACACGCGGCGCUCAAAUGGGGACGCCUGCCACACUACCAGCAAUAUGUGGCCAAUACACCCCUCCUUGUGCCUUUUGUGGGGUGAUGGGGGUGUCUGGGGGUGACUGGGGUGAGGAACGAGUAAGUGAGGUGAUUUUUAGGGUGUUUUUGGGGUGACGGGGGUGAGGAACAAGUAAGUGAGAUGAUUUUUAGGGUGUUUUUGCUGUAUUUUUGGGUGUUUUUGUGGUGUUUUGGUUGGUUUUGGGGUGACGGGGGGUGAAGAAUGACAGGGGGGUGAUUUGGGGUGUGUUUCUGGGGUCGUCUGCCACACUACCAGCAUUAUGUGGCCAAUACACCCCUCCUCGUGCCUUUUGUGGGGUGAUGGGGGUGUCUGGGGGUGACUGGGGUGAGGAACGAGUAAGUGAGGUGAUUUUAGGGGUGUUUGGGGGUUUUGGGGUGAGGAGUUAACGGUUGGGGUGAUUUAAGUGAGAAAAUGACACAAUUUUUGGGGUGACGUGUAGAGAGAGAGAGAGAGAGAGAGAGAGAGAGAGAUUAUUAUUAUUAUUAUUAUUAUUAUUAUUAUUAUUAUUAUUAUUAUUAUGGGCAAAGCAAAAAAAAAUAUAUAAUCAUUUUAUUUAUUUAUUUAUUUAUUUA